This is a messenger RNA of Dreissena polymorpha, 3947 nucleotides long. RefSeq names its product neurotrypsin-like. The record is from RefSeq and is a predicted model, not a curated record. Lineage: Eukaryota; Metazoa; Mollusca; Bivalvia; Myida; Dreissenidae. Gene Ontology annotation, molecular function: protein binding. Gene Ontology annotation, cellular component: membrane. The transcript has 8 exons. The coding region runs from base 127 to 1329 and encodes 400 amino acids.
GUUUUGCUUGAACACACUAGAACGUAUAACGUCUCAAAAGGCGAUCCACUGACCGUCACCAUUCCGGUUUACGCCUUCCCAGCCGUCCCGAGGACCGGAAUUGUGAUCAAGAUAGGAGAUCGCAUAAUGAGUACCUCAGGCAAUAUCACGUUUAACUUAGAGAACGGUACCGGCUUCGUGUCUUUUCAUAACAAGAGCAUUCCAAGCGACAACCAAACGCUAUCCGUGGUAAUCAACGCGACGCAAGAAGAGUACUUUCGCAAUUUUACUGUGAAUUUCACAAAUGCCGUUGGUACAACAACUGCACAUUUCGAAAUUGUCCCACAAGGACCUCCCGACAUACCGGUAUGUUUUAAACUACAAUUGACAACGUAUCAAAGCGUUUCAUUCGCCGUCGAGUCCGGCUUCUUCAACGGCGGGGAUCAAACCAUCGUCAUUGAGUACAGACGAGUGAACAGCAAUUCCUUAUGGGAAAACGGCUCGGAAGCUUACGUUGGAAAAGGGAACAAUGUCUUUGUGACGAUGAUGGUGUGUGAUCUUACGCAAAUGACCGACUAUGAGUUUAGAGUCUAUGCUUUCAACAUGUAUGGUCAGAGCGAGUACUGGGCUGUGGUGCAAGUCGCUACUGCUCUAUAUGUUCAAAUGGCCGUUGGGAUUGUAACUGGCGGCACUGCAGGCAUUAUCGGUUUUAUCGUGCUGGCUGUGUGCUUGAAGAAGAAGCGCGGACAAGCAGAGAUCAACAUGUAUGCAGAAGGUUCUACAACAACCGGAAACAUCUUCCUGAAUACCAACACGACUGAAUUACAAACAUCUAUGGACAGUCAUCGGUGUAACAAAGUCAAAGACCAUUCAAAAGACGAAGAGGACUACAUGAAUUUGCGUUUGGGCACCCCACAAAGCAUGGCUGGCGAUAUGAGUGUUGAAAACCGCACGUAUGGGACCAAAGUCAAAGACCAUUCAAAAGACGAAGAGGACUACAUGAAUUUGCGUUUGGGCACCCCACAAAGCAUGGCUGGCGAUAUGAGUGUUGAAAACCGCACGUAUGGGACCACACACUUAGCACAAAAGUCUAUCGAUACCGAGUUGGAACAAGGGAGUAUCAACAUAACGAUACCACAAACGUCUACAAAGACACCUUUUGCAGCGCGUUCUGGGAAACGCGCACUUUUACAAGAUGAAGAAGGUGAUUAUAUACAAAUGAAUGUACCAAGAAAACCAGCUAAACAUAUGUAUGAGAACCUUCAGCUAACGCCGGAUAAAACCAAACCAAAGGAGAUGAAAGGCGACGAAUUUGAAAAUGAUGACGUGACAUUGCAGAAGUUAAUCUAAACAGUUCAGCGAAUUUCCCUGCCCCUACACCACCCUCAAGUACUGAUGAAGAUGACUACGAGGACACCUUUACAAACAGGAAGCAUAAAACAACCUUAAGAACGUUUUAGCCCGUAAAUGAGUGCAUAUUUUCUUUAAUGUAAUCAUAUACCUGAAUUGUUGGUAGACAAAACAUGCCCGUGUUGAAUAAUUAUAGCGUACAUUCAAUAUGACUUUCUUUCUUGAGCGAUGAUGUUAAUUUACAUAAAUUCUAUGAUAUAACGAGGUCGUGUGAUCGACGAGAAUAUGUUCUUUAAAACUCGAGCUGUCGAAUGAUGUAACUUGAAAUGUAUUAAUGUAUUUUGUUUUGUUUUGAGCGUUUGUCUAUCUAGUGUAAAUAGAAACGUGUGUAUUCUAUUUAAAAUAUGCACUUCAACUUAGUCACGUCAUACAUGAAUUAGAUCUAUGCGUUUAACUUAUUAUUUACGUAUAAAGCACGUUUGUAAAAGUGCACAAUCAUAGUGCACAAACAAUAUGUGUUAUAUCAAACUGCAAUAUGAAAUUUGCUCGGGCGUUGACAUUCAAAUAUGCGUAAACUAUAUGUGUACAUAUUUACAACAAGCAUGCGUUCAUUGACUGUUUUUCAUAGUUUAAUACACAAUAUAAAACACUUUAUGUUCAAAAUAUCUUUUCAUUUGUUUUUAAGUUUAAUAUAAAUUAUAUCCUACACGUUUCUUUCAGACGUUUAGAAUAUAGCAAUAUGUAAUUUGUAUUCGACCGUUUACACAUAAUUAUUAAUUUUAUGCCAACGUUCCGAACAGCGAACGUAUUACGUUUGGUAUAUUCUUCCUUUUUUACGAUGUUAAAAUAAUUAUUACUUUAUGAGUAAGAAGUCAUUAUUCAUUUUUUCAUAUAUAACCAGUCAUACACUUUUCAAACUGUUCACUUAUUAUCCUAAAAGUGAUGCGUCGAAAAUACACGUUGUUUUGCAAUAUUAAUUUUGUCGAAACUAACUAUCCAAUCGUGAAAAUAUUUCUUAAUACGAUUUGACAGUAUCACUAAUUCGUAACGGGUAAAUCCAUUUUGCAUUUCCGGUCGCGUUUUAUAUGCGCGCAUUUCAAAUAAACCAAAGGUUUUCGAAUAGCAACUUUUCAUUAAAAAGUAGUUCCAAACCAACACGUAUCAGCUCAUAAGCUGCUCUAAAUAUUGACCGCAAUUUACUCAGAUUCAAACUUUGCCAAUGUUUUGGAAAUAUACAAAGUCUGACCGUGUUUUAUCAAGGCUGAGUCAUACAUAUAGCUUCUAGACCUUUAAUUUAGACUCACAUUAGAACUCGGCUUAAGUUCAGAUUAAGGUUCUAAUACACUUUCAUUAAGAAUGAGUAAUUAUUCAAUGUUCAUAUUUUUUUCUUAGAUUUGGCUGAGUGACCUACAAUUGACCUGACUGCAUCAGAUUUGGACUUGACCCAUUUAUUGCCUAGUUAAACAGUAUGUCAUAGUUGCAUCAAUUUUAUUUGUCCUUUAUGUAUAACGUGGUAACAUGUCGAUAACAAGAUUGGUGCAACAUUGUGACUUUAUGAACCCACUUGACCGAAAUUUGAUCAAGAAUAUGUAACUUACGAAACUAACAAAAUUGCGCGGAUUGUGGUAGACUAGCAAUGCCAAGUUUGUUCGUAUAUGCGAUUGAAGCCAGAUUGUUAUUUAAGCUUAUGUGUAAAUCAUACAGGUAUUAUGGGUUUUAUAACUUUUGAAUUUGAUUGUAAGUCUCAACACAGAAACAGAACUCGCAUGACGUAUGAAAUUUUUCUUUCUAUUACAAUUACCUUGAACAUGUGGUCAUGGAUUUAGGUUUUAUAAUGUGUAUUAUAAUUCGUCUUGGUUUUGCUUUUUAUAUAUUUUAUGUGACCCUUAAUAUAAACACAAAUUUGUACAGUUUCUUAAUAUGUAACAUUGUCUUAUUGAUAUAUGUAUGUAUGUGUGUUUUUGGAUAAGUUUGUAUUGUAGAAAUCAAGACAAAUGUAUUGAUUAAGUGUGCGAAAGUAUGACGUAUACAUACAUAUAACGAGCAUAUAUCGAGCGUAAGUUUAGGAUUACAGGAAAUGUAUAUAUUUAUGUACAUGUAUGUAAGCAACACGUAAUUCGGUCGUGUACAUGAACAUACUUAUUUGACGUAUUUAUUGUUUUUGUUUCACGUUUUUAUGAUUCUAAGGCUGUUUUGAUUAUCACAAGUUUGUUUCUAAUUGAUUGGACCGUAUCUACGUAUUCUAUUUUUCCUAUUUACAGUAUUUAUAGUAGAAUUGUUGAUGAUUGGGAUCCGUUUAUGCUAUAUAAUAUGUUUAUGUGUUUAAACAAUAUGUAAACAAUAUGUAACACACGUUGACCUCAUGUAUGAUGAAUGCAUUUCAUAAAAGUACAUUAUUGUCAAAGUAAAAAAUGUAUUAUUCGCAUACAUGUUACACAAUGUGUUGAAGCAUUUUUUUACGUUAAUUAUACACAAUUUGUUAAUACGUGUUUAAAUUUAAUUACCUUGAGAUUGUAAGUACAUCAGUUAAUGCUAUGCCUUAAGCCUAGUUGCGUUAUGUUUGUAUCGUUGUGUCUUUCAAUGUAUUUUUAUAUGCAUGUUACUAAUUUUCUGCAAUA